CAAAAUUCGGAUUCAAAUUUGAACCGGAUCUCCGGCGUUCACCAUUCCCAUUUUCGGACAUCGAUUCCCAAAAAUCUCUCUCCGAAAUCGCAGUUUCACAUGCGGAAAUGGAAGGAAAGAGGCAAUCGCAAAAUCUGUUCCCUCCGUCGCCGUCGCCGUCGUCUUCGGCAUCUUCACUUCUGAGGGAAGCUUCGGCGUUCAAAACCCCAAGACCGCCAUUACGGAGCUUCAACUUCCAGUCUUCUCCUCAGUUCUUCACGGCCUCGAAAGCCACCCCGGCGUCCUCCGCUCGCGGGCGCCGCGUGCUGAAGAGCUCAGCCGCGAAGAGCAAAGCGGCGCGGAAGCUGAAGGCCUUCGAGCUCGAGCAGUCCAAGUCAGCUCGGAAGGCUUUGACCAGCAAGGAGAAGUCCGUGAAGUCUUUGGGGAAGUCGCUCGCUGUUUGGCUGAAUUUCCUGUUUGAGAACCCUAGGUCUUGCGGAUGUGAUGUGUCGAGGUUCACCGGAGGGUUUGAGCGUUGUGGUGAUGGUGAGGUCGGGGUUGUGGUUAGUGGGAAGAGGGAGAGCAGCUCGGGAUGUAGGGUUGGUGUUGGUGAACCGUGGAGGGAUCCCAAGAGGCCGAGGAAUGUGUCCUGGAGGGGUACGGGAAAUGAAGAAACAGGAGCUUUUCAGGAUUCAAUGUUCUCGGGGUUGAAAGCUUCGUUGCUUGACGUUUGCAGCUUUGAUGAUUUGAAGGAAAGAAUGAGGAAUUACUUGAGCUUGGGAAGCUGUAAGGAGCUAUUCACUACCAUGACUCAAGUAGCAAAGAAUAUUGAUGAUGGUCGAUUGAAAAUGAGAGUGCACUGUCCCAUGGUUACUGAUGUUGGAAUGAAGGAGAAAGCAUUGAAAACUCUCAUGUGUUAUAACCCCUUUUGGCUUCGGAUUGGAUUGUACAUAAUUUUAGGUGGUGACUCCUUGUUGCCAAAUGGAGAUGUCAAUUCUGAGCAGGAAAUUGCAUUCUUGAAGAUGGUGAUCGAGAAGCAGUUUUUCUCACAUGUUGGUUUAGCAAAAACAUAUGCUUAUAACAAGUUGGUUGAGGGUUUAUUCAGGCCUGGUUACUAUGAGAAGUUGGGGAAUGUCAUCUUAAAAAGAUUUUUGUUGCUUGUUCUUGUGCUUGAUAGAGCUAAAUGUCAAAGCAGUCUUCCUUGUAAAUAUGGUAUUGAUGGAUUAGAUGGGGGAUCCCCUCUGCUAUUCUCUUUGCAAUCGCAUGUUAAAUCUAGCAAUCAACUGAUCAAUGAGUUCUUAUCUUCGGAUGUGAUGCAUGGCGAGGGUAACCUUCUUGCACAUCUAGUCAUAAUUGGAUUUAAAGCAAAUUAUCAACAGAAUCCUUUGGUUGAGUAUCAAUUUAAGGUGGAGGAUAUAUUUGAAGAUCUUCAAGAUGGUGUACGACUUUGUAGAGCUGUUCAGCUCCUGCAGCAUGAUCCAUCUAUCUUAAUGAAAAUGGUGGUUCCAUCAGACACCCGCAAAAAGUGUUUGAUUAACUGUGGUGCAGUGCUGCAAUAUGUGAAGCAGGCUGGUGUACCAUUACUAGAUGAAGAUGGAACUACUAUUAUGGCAGAAGAUGUUGUUAAUGGAGAUAAGGAGCUCAUCCUUUCCCUGCUAUGGAACAUGUUUGUGCACUUGCAGUUGCCACUUCUAAUCAACAAGACACUCAUGGCUGAGGAAAUUUGUAAAAUACAAGGAGUUCCAUGGAAAUACUCAAAGGGUCACACUCACUUGGAUAUGCUUCUGGGAUGGAUCCAGGCAAUUUGCGAGAGUUAUGAUCUUAAGGUUGAGACUUUUUCUUUGUUGGUUGAUGGAAAAGCUAUGUGGUGCUUGCUUGAUUUUUACUUCAGGAAGGAACUUCACUGUUCUUGUUCAUUUAAGGCAUUUGAUCAAACAGAAGAAGUUUCCAUAGUAUCUGCAAUUGAUUAUACAGAUGCAGUACACAAUUUCAUCUUAUCCCAAAAGCUGCCAUCCUUGUUGGGAAAGUUCCCAGAGGUUUUACAAGUCAGUGACAUACUGGAAAGUAAUGGUGCAUGCAAUGAUCGCAGUGUGGUUAUACUCUUGGUGUUCCUGUCUUUUCAACUGCUUGUUAAAAGAAACACGGACCAUUUGAACUUUCAUAAAUUGUUGGGUUUUAAUUGUCAAAGUCCUGAAAGGAGACGGUUAAGCAAAGACCAAUGGUUUAUGAAUUCUGAAGCAGACCUGAAGCAAGAAGAAAGAAUUCACUCUUCUGAAGAUGCUACAAGAAAUUUCAAGGCGAUAAUGUCCUGGUGGCAAGAGAUGGCUCAACGAAAUAAUAAAAGUGGUCUGGAGCAAGUAAAUCUGACACAAGAAGAGUUUUUGACUUGUAAAGGAGUUGGAGGCCCUGAAAGAGAAAAUGCUGCAAAAAUAAUUCAGUCUCAUUUCAGACGGUCAGUUGAACAACAUAGAUAUAUGAGGAUUAAGUGCACUGCCUCUUUCUUGCAAGCUGUAAUACGAGCUUGGUUGACCAGGAAGAAAUCAUUAAUCGAGAUGCCCAAUCAAAGGGAAGCUCAGGGAUCUUUGAAUUUUGAGUCGGAGAAUGGGAAGAACCAUUUGGUAAAUUUCGGCAAAUAUGCAGACCUUGAGGUUGAUGGCCAAGAUAUUAUGAAGUUGAAAAAAUCUGUAGAAACCCAACAUCUGGGUGGAAGUAAAGAAAUUCAAGAUUUGUCUACAUCUCAUCUUAUCAAUGCUGCCAUUGUCACUCAGAAGUACAUCCGCAGAAGGAUAGCUCAGUCUAUGUUUGCAAACAUGGUUGCUCAGGUAGAUAAAUCUUUAGAAUUGUCCAAGGAAAAUGAGGCAAAGGAUUGUCAAAUGAAAGCAGCCUUAUCCAUACAGCGUUCUUGGAAAGCAUACAGAAACCAAAAGUUGUUUCUUCAGACUAGACACUCUGCAGCAAUUCAAAUUCAAAGUCACUAUCGUGGUUGGUUGAUGAGGAAGUUGUUCAUUAAUCAGAAGCAAACAAUAAUACAAGUCCAGAGUAUCUUCCGUUCCAUGAGAUGUAUGAGGGAUUUUAAGCGUUACAGAUGUGAAGUUAUGUCAGCGAUUACUAUUCAGGCAUAUGUUCGUCACUGGAUUGCUUGCAGAGAUUUUAAUAGGUGUAGAUGUCUUAUUAUUAAGAUUCAGAGUCAUUGCCGUGGGUGGAUAAGAAGGAAAGAAUUUUCACUACAGAAGGCAGCUGCUGUCAGAAUUCAAAGUGCAGUCCGUUGCAUGAUAUAUUGGAAGGCAUUCCUUUCCCAAAAGUAUGCUGCUACUGAAAUGCAACGGCUUGUCAGAGGAGAGAUCGCUAGAAAGCGGCUUCUAGGUUCAUCAUGCUAUUGCAGGACUUCAAAUAGCAGUUCGAAAACCUCUGAAUUGAGACUAUUUCUGCAAUCAGUGGUAGAGAUACAAAGGUGGUGGAGAGCUGUUUUGUUACAUAGACAACAAAGUGAAAAAUCAGCAGUUUUUAUCCAAUCACAUUUUCGAGGAUGGAUUGCCAGGAAGAGGGUUUCAAUGGAAAGACACAGGGAAAAAUCAGCAGUUUUUAUCCAAUCACAUUUUCGAGGAUGGAUUGCCAGGAAGAGGGUUUCAAGGGAAAGACACAGGGAAAUAUCAGCAGUUAUUAUCCAAUCACAUUUUCGAGGAUGGAUUGCAAGGAAGAGGUCAAGGGAAAUACACAUGGAAAAAUCAGCAGUUGUUAUCCAAUCACAUUUUCGAGGUUGGAUUGCCAGGAAGAGGGUUUCAAGGGAAAGACGCAGUGAAAAAUCAGCAGUUUUUAUCCAAUCACAUUUUCAAGGAUGGAUUGCAAGGAAGAGGUCAAGGGAAAGACACAUGGAAAAAUCAGCAGUUGUUAUCCAAUCACAUUUUCGAGGAUGGAUUGCCAGGAAGAGGGUUUCAAGGGAAAGAGACAGGAUUGUUGUGAUCCAGUCAUAUAUGAAAGCUUACCUCGCGAGGAAAGACCUAAAAGGGCAGCUUCUUGAUUUGCGUUUAAGAGUGCAAAAAUCUGCAGCAAAUGUUAAUGAUGGUAUGCGUUUAAUUAAUAGACUUCUUGCUGCAUUAUCAGAACUUCUGAAUACAAAAAGUGUAAGUGGCAUCCUCCACACUUGUGCAACUUUAGACAUGGCCACACAACACUCACAGAAGUGUUGCGAAGAACUUGUUGCCGCGGGGGCCAUUGAUAUUCUGCUAAAGCUGAUCCGCUCUGUCAGCCGUAGCAUUCCUGAUCAGGAAGUCCUGAAGCAUGCACUUUCCAUCCUUAGAAACCUCACUCGAUAUCCGCAUUUGACUGAAGUCCUCAUCAAAUCUAGUGGAUCUGUAGAAAUUAUUUUGUGGGAGUUAUUAAGAAACAAAGAGGAGGGGUAUUUCAUUGCUGCUGAGGUUUUGAAGAAACUGUUUCUGCACCGCAAAGGCAUUGAAGCUGCCCACAAGUUACCUGCUCUAGUAAAGAGGCUACACAAUCACGUGGAAGAGCUUUCAAGGAAGGCAAAAAAUGAUAAAAGGACUACUCAAGCUGUUGCAAUCAGAGAACAGGUUGACAGAAGACUAAGAGAGGCUGUAGACCUCUUAGAGUUGAUCAAAACAUCCAACCCAAAUUCAACCAAAUGAAUGAUUCUCCUGCAAUCUGUUUUCUUUUAGCUUAGAAACGGAGUGUAUUUGUGUAUUAUAAUCUAAAUAUCCUUUCCAAUGCUAAUUGUGCACUUUGUUGGGGUUUGGCUGUUGUCCCCCCUGUGCAGCUGUGAUAUACAUGCACCGCUACCCUACAUUGUAUUAUUAUAUUCACCAGUCACGUGAAUGUAGUUGUAAGGUUGAUUUUCAAAUCUUUCAUUUUUAUUGAUUUUGGUUUGGAUUAUUGCCUUUUUUGGACCGACCAAUCCAU
Ipomoea triloba (trilobed morning glory) is the source of this 4893-nucleotide messenger RNA. Its product is annotated as abnormal spindle-like microcephaly-associated protein homolog. Gene Ontology annotation, cellular component: spindle pole. Gene Ontology annotation, biological process: spindle organization; establishment of meiotic spindle localization; mitotic cell cycle. Bases 108 to 4622 code for a protein of 1504 amino acids. The record is from RefSeq and is a predicted model, not a curated record. Gene Ontology annotation, molecular function: protein binding. The transcript is spliced from 20 exons. NCBI's taxonomy places the organism in Eukaryota, Viridiplantae, Streptophyta, Magnoliopsida, Solanales, Convolvulaceae.